Molecule: messenger RNA, 1284 nt
Organism: Drechmeria coniospora
Lineage: Eukaryota; Fungi; Ascomycota; Sordariomycetes; Hypocreales; Ophiocordycipitaceae
Exons: 1
Coding region: 1-1284 (427 amino acids)
Biological process (GO): TORC1 signaling; positive regulation of autophagy; negative regulation of TORC1 signaling
Cellular component (GO): GATOR1 complex
Source: RefSeq, a predicted model, not a curated record
AUGCCCGCUGCCUUUUACGUUUCCGACCUGCCGGCGGAGCAUGAGAAGGGCCAGCGUGGUCUCUGGCUCACGACCGCCAAUGCGUUCCUGAGCCAAGAUGCCCUCGAGGAGCCCGGCUUUCUCGAUCGCAACUUUGCCCUCCUCCUCAUGGACGACGAGAAGAAGAUUGCCGCCGAGCUUCAGGCGGACAGAGAUCCGGCCACCGUGUCGAUGGCCGAGUUUGUGCGCCUCGCCAAACCGACCAUGUCGUAUGUCCAACCACUUCAUCCGCGCUUGAAGCAUGCGCGAGCUAGGCUGAUGAUGCUAACAUGGCUCUCUCCCAGCUUCUAUCAGGUCGGCCAGAGCAGCAUACUCACGCUUGGACAGGUUCGCAAGUACGCCCAGCACUUCAUCUUCUGGCGCCGGGCCAUCGCCAUCCCUCCCCUGCACGCCCGCGACAUCUACGUCGUCUCCCCCAAUUGUGACCUCACACGCCUCGCCGACGCCUCGCAAGAGUGGCAGCUCGCGUUCCCCGUCGCCCCGCCGCUGGCCAACUUUCUCGCCGAGCUCUCCAUGUCUCCCAAGACGUACAAGUCCUUUUGCCCCAGCAAGGCCCAUCGACCGCUCUACCUGCGCAUGCUGGCCUGGCUCGUGAGGGGCGGGUGGGUCACCCAACUCUGCACCUUUGCUUACGUCGUUGUCUGGCCCGAGAUUUUGUACGAGGUGGACUAUGAGAUGGAGGCAGAGGAGCUUUCCGCCGCGGCGCGAGACUCUCGUGUCGAGGACGUUGGGACACAUCUUGCAGCCUCCCCCACCGACGAUCCUGCGACGUUCCCGACCGCCGCUGUCGAGCCCUCACUCGAUGUCGCCACUGCCAGCGGCACGGACAGCCUGGCGUCAUCGCGGCCUACCGCCGAGCACGCUGCCGAAAUGGCCCGCCUCGAACGCAUAGCCAUCAAGGCGACCCGGGAAGCCGCCGACAAAGCCACGGCUCACGCCCGCAAGACUGCCCCUGUUGCCACGGACCACCCAUCCAUGAACGAUGCGCCGCACCUAGCAGGCAUCACGCCGCACAUCAUCCAGGAUGCGAAGAAGGCCACGGGCAAGGAGUCGCGCUACCUGUCCGCCAUUGCACAUCGCCUGCGCGACGACAAGACGCGGUCUGCGUGGCCUCUCAUGUGCAAGUUUUUUGACGGCCGCUGCGCCCUAGAGAGGAUCGCCUUGCUGGAGGAUAUGAAGCGCAAGGAGACAUGGAACCUCCUCUCCGCCAUGGGUGAGCACCUGCUCUGCACUAGGCACUGGUGA